Scleropages formosus (Asian bonytongue) is the source of this 2678-nucleotide messenger RNA. RefSeq names its product collagen, type X, alpha 1a (gene col10a1a). The record is from RefSeq and is a predicted model, not a curated record. The transcript is spliced from 3 exons. Gene Ontology annotation, molecular function: protein binding. NCBI's taxonomy places the organism in Eukaryota, Metazoa, Chordata, Actinopteri, Osteoglossiformes, Osteoglossidae. Bases 103 to 2073 code for a protein of 656 amino acids.
GCGGCCUCUAAAGUUAAGGGAUAUACAAGCGCCGGCAGGAGGGGACACUCCAAUCUCAUUCAUAGUGUUUGGUGCUCAAGCAUGUCGAUUUAGCUUUAGAAGAUGGAACUGCGAGUGACAAGCGUCCUUCUUCUGCUCCUGGGCUUGACCGUGGUACACGGAGAGCGGUACUACGUCAAGAAACCAGCUAAGCACCAGUACCAGCCAUAUGCCGUGAAGGGUCAUGUAGUGCCAAUGGCAGGAGAUCAAGGUCCCCCAGGAGAGCCAGGUGCCCCAGGUGAGCCAGGACAGCCAGGACCUCCCGGCCCCCCUGGUAUUGGGCUUCCAGGACCAGAGGGACCCCCUGGACCUCCAGGACCAGCCGGUUAUUCUGCAGCUGGGAAACCAGGUACUCCAGGUGGACCUGGAAAACCUGGUGACAGAGGCUCAACUGGUCCAAGGGGAGAGACAGGUGCUCCCGGGCCUCAGGGUCCCAGAGGUAUGCCUGGCCCUGCUGGUAGCCCUGGACCUGCUGGUAUCUCCUCACCUGGCAAAUCUGGACCACAAGGUGCUACUGGACCUAUGGGUCCAAGAGGCGAGCCUGGUAUUAAGGGACACCCUGGUGCUCCUGGCUUGCCUGGACAGAAGGGAGAGAGGGGCUAUGGCAUUCCAGGUGCCCCAGGUGAGAGAGGUGCUACUGGGCCAAUGGGUCCUGCUGGACAGCCUGGGCAGCCUGGUGUUGGAAAGCCAGGCAAACCCGGAUUUCCUGGCGAGCCAGGAAAGUCAGGUACACCAGGUCGUGAUGGGGCUUCGGGACCAAUGGGACCGUCUGGGGCAAAGGGCCAGCCUGGAACUCCAGGGGUAGGAAUGCCAGGAAAGCCUGGUGAGAAUGGUGCUCCAGGUAUGCCUGGCCCCAUGGGGCCUAAAGGUCCACAGGGUGCUACCGGUGCACCAGGAGAGCCUGGCAUUCCUGGCUAUGGAAAACCAGGAGUUUCUGGACAGAAAGGAGAAAGAGGAGUUGUUGGUAGUCCUGGUACAACUGGUCAGAAGGGAGAGCCUGGACCUAUGGGUCAUACUGGUCACACAGGUGCAACUGGUGCUACAGGUCCAGCUGGUCCUCAAGGCCCCAGGGGUUUCCAGGGAGAGCAUGGAGCACCCGGAGCUAAAGGUGAUAGUGGUGCAAUGGGACCACAGGGGCCAAAGGGAGCUAAGGGUGAUCAAGGGUCACGGGGUUCUGAUGGCAAAUCAGGUUACCCUGGAGCUGCCGGUCCAGUUGGUCCACGAGGAGCUACCGGAGCUCCAGGUAGCAAGGGUGAGCAGGGAUACACUGGUGCACCUGGUACCCCAGGAGCAGCAGGGCCUGUAGGGCCUAAAGGAAAUCCAGGACAUGAUGGGGCUCCCGGGGAAAGAGGAGAGGAUGGAACUCCAGGAGCAAGAGGACCAGUUGGUCCUCCUGGUCCUUCUGGUCUGCCAGGUGCCAAGGGUCACCCUGGUCUUCCUGGGUCUCCUGGCCCUGCAGGUGUAGUUGCAAAGGGAGUGCCUGGUCCUCGGGGUCCUCCUGGCCUUCCUGGUUCCAGGGGUCAAGAUGGUAUCCCAGGACCUGCUGGACCUCCCGGCCCACCCGGUCCCCCUGGUGAAGUAAUUUUCGAGAAGGGCGUGUCCCCUGAGAUUAUGUUGCCUGGUGAGCUUGUCAAAGUCCCUACUUCUGCUUUCUCAGCUCUGCUGAACAAACCUUACCCUCCUGCUGGAGAGCCCAUUCAGUUUGACAUUAUUGUGUACAAUGCAGAGAAUCACUAUGAUCCUAACAGUGGAAUCUUUACCUGCCAUGUGCCUGGAGUCUACUACUUUAGCUACAACCUGCAUGUGAAUGGUGCUCAUGCUCUGGUGGCUCUCUACAAGAAUGAUGAACCCGUUGUGUUCACUUACGAUGAGUACAACAAAGGUUUCCUGGAUCAAAUGUCCGGCAGCACUGUCCUGGCUCUCCAGGAGGAGGACAGAGUCUAUGUGAAAAUGCCAAAUGAUGAUGCCAAUGGCGUCUUUGCCGCAGAGAACGUGCACUGCUCUUUCUCUGGCUUCCUGAUUGCCUCGACGUGAUGUGGAGUUCCCAAAAUCACAACACAACUUUUAAGUCAGCAGUUUAUUUAGAGCGAUGUCCACGUCUUAUUGCUCGGCUACCAAACAGGUCAUUCGGGAAGAGGAAAGGGGGGAGGGAAGUGAAAAGCAUCUUAACUUGAAUACACAAUCAGUGGGUGCCUGUAAGAAGGAAACAAUUUUGUAUUACAGUUUAUCAGGGACAGGCUACAGUUUACAUGGUAUCAAAUGUUCCAACACUCUUUUGCAGAUGAAGAGAGCGAGUCAAACUGAUGAAGCUUUCUGUAAUGUUUCCUAACGAUAACUUUUUUCUUUUGUACUGUUUAAAGGAUUUUUUUGUUUUGUUUUGGAAGAACAGUGUUCCUGGAAACAUAACCAAUAAUUAAUAUUGAUUAAUCAGUAAAAAAAAGAACAUGGUUAUAUUCUGUAUACAAUGUUGUAUGUGACCUACUGGAAAACUGUACAAAAUGCAAGAGCACAAAAAUGAGUUUCUGAGGAGAAUCAAUGAUAAAAGAGAGCAAGUUUAAGUAUGGUGUGUCAACAACAAAACUGUAUCCAUGGAAGGCAGUGUGCUUUGUACAACAUUUGACCAAAAUAAAGAUUUUAGU